Molecule: messenger RNA, 1062 nt
Organism: Indicator indicator
Lineage: Eukaryota; Metazoa; Chordata; Aves; Piciformes; Indicatoridae
Gene: VEGFD
Product: vascular endothelial growth factor D
Exons: 7
Coding region: 1-1062 (353 amino acids)
Biological process (GO): response to hypoxia; vascular endothelial growth factor receptor signaling pathway; positive regulation of angiogenesis
Cellular component (GO): membrane
Molecular function (GO): growth factor activity; vascular endothelial growth factor receptor 3 binding; chemoattractant activity
Source: RefSeq, a predicted model, not a curated record
AUGUGCAGACCCUGGGCAGCUCUCAACGUGUUCAUGGUUUCCUUCCUGCAUCUGCUGCAAGGCUCUGACUACGAGAAUGGCUCUGUGAAGAGGACAUACCUGUCAGCACUGGAGCAGUCAGAACAGCAGAUUAGGAGGGCAUCCAGCCUGGAGGAGCUGCUGAGGAUCACCCACUCAGAGGACUGGAAGCUGUGGAAGUGCAGGCUGAAGCUGAAGGGCCUGGCCAGCCUGGACUCCCGGGCUGCAUCCCAUCGCUCCACCAGAUUUGCUGCUGCCUUCUAUGACAUUGACACACUGAAAGUCAUAGAUGAGGAGUGGCAGAAGACUCAAUGUGUGCCAAGGGAAACCUGCGUGGAAGUGGCCAAAGAGCUGGGCACAACCACCAACAAGUUUUUCAAGCCCCCCUGUGUGACUGUGUUCAGAUGUGGGGGCUGCUGCAACGAGGAGAGCCUGAGCUGCAUCAACACCAGCACCACCUAUGUCUCCAAGACGCUGUUUGAGAUCUCAGUCCCCCUGACAAGUGUUCCUGAGCCUGUGCCCAUCAAAGUUGCCAACCACACAGGCUGCAAGUGUCUGUCAAACCCCCAGCACCAUCAGUUCACCAUCAUACGGAGGUCUGUCCGGGACCGAGAAGAGGAUGGAUGCCCCUUUAGCAACAAACUGUGCCACAAUGGAUGGGUCUGGGACAGUGCCAGAUGUGAAUGUGUGGUAGAUGCACAGCACCCCAGCAGACGAGAAGAGCUCCCCCCCCUUGCUGAGCUGGCUAUGUGUGGACAGCACAUGGAGUUUGAUGAAGAAAGUUGUGAAUGUGUCUGUAGGCAGAAGUGCCCCACGGAUUUCUUUCAGAGUAAAGAGAACUGCAGCUGCUAUUUGUGCAGGGAGAGCCAGGAGAGCUGUGCUCUCAAACACAAGAUAUUUCACCCUGAGACCUGCAGCUGUGAGGACAAAUGUCCCUCACAACCCAGAAUGUGCCCAACUGCCAAACCAGUGUGCCCCAGGCACUGCCGCUGCCCGAAGGAGAAGAGAGGUCCUCAUGGGUCCCAGAGCAAAGAAACUCCUUGA